This is a messenger RNA of Pistacia vera, 1407 nucleotides long. RefSeq lists its product as uncharacterized. The coding region runs from base 1 to 1407 and encodes 468 amino acids. NCBI's taxonomy places the organism in Eukaryota, Viridiplantae, Streptophyta, Magnoliopsida, Sapindales, Anacardiaceae. The record is from RefSeq and is a predicted model, not a curated record. The transcript is spliced from 4 exons.
AUGGAAAGAGUAAUAGAUGAAGAUGAAGAUGAAGAAAGAUCAAGUACGAUGUUGUUUCUUAAAUUAUACGAGCUGAAGCUUAGAGAUCUUCCAAAACUCACAACAUUCUGCAACUCCACUGCAAAUUUUGUUGAAAUGUCCUCCUUAUUCAGAUUGUGGAUUGAAAAUUGCCCUGUUGUUCAAGCAUUCAUCUCCAAUUCUACAUGUGGUGGGAUGACAUCAUCAAGCAAAGAAAAUGCAGAAAUGAGUGCAAAGGAGAACUAUACUCGCAUGCAAUCUCUUUUUGAUAAAAAGGUAAGAUUCCCCAGUUUGGAGAUAUUGUCAAUCGAUUAUGCUGAUGAAUUGGUGAAGAUCUGGGACGAUCAGCUCUCUUCAGAUUCCUUCUACAAAUUAAAUCGUGUGUCCGUAUGCUUUUGUAGAAGACUUGUAAGUGUUUUUCCAUCUAAUAUGCUUGGAAGACACAAGAAACUAGAGUGGUUGCAAGUACGAAAUUGUGAUUCAGUUGAAGAGAUAUUUGAAGUGCUUGAGAAAAGGUCUAGUGAGGUGGAGGAAAUUGUUGAUAACGAGGAAGCAGCCCCUAGGUUUGUGUUCUCUAAGUUAACUAGGCUGUAUCUACAUAUGCUACCUAGUCUCAAAAGUUUAUACCCAAAAGUACAUAUUUCUGAAUGGCCAAAUUUAAAGAAGUUGAAGGCACAUGGAUGUGUUAAUAUGGAGAUAUUUGCUUCAGAAUUUUUGAGCAUUCGAGGGACUCAUGGAGAAAGUCAACAACCACUAUUCUUGGUUUACAAGGAUGCAUUCCCUCGCUUGGAAGAGCUAGAGUUAACUGAAAUGCCCAGGUUGCUACAUCUAUGGAUAGGAGAUUCUCAGCCUAGCAAUGCUUUUAAAAAUCUGAAGACUUUGAAAGUAUCUGGAUGUGGCAGUUUAGAAAAUUCAUGGUCAACAACAGUGUCUUUCCAGAAUUUGGAGAAUUUGCAAGUUUCAAAGUGUGAUGGAUUGAGAUAUUUAUUGACCCCUUUAAAAGCUAAAACUCUUGAUCAACUUACAAGAAUGAAUGUAUCUGAUUGCAAAAUGAUGGAGGAAAUUAUAACACAUUUGGGGGAUGAAGUACUGCAGGAUCCAAUUGUUUUCAACAGAUUGGACUGUUUGGAACUUCACUGUUUGUCAAGCCUUAAAAGCUUUUGUUGUGGGGAUUAUACUCUUGAAUUCCCACGCUUGAAAAAAGUAAUUGUCAGACAAUGCUUGAAGAUGGAGACUUUUUGUCAUGGAGUUAUAACCACACCAAAGCUACAAAAACUACAAUUGACAGAAGGAGAGGAUGAAGUAGAAGAAUGUUGGGAAGGCAACCUUAAUUCCACCGUACAACAUUUGUUCAAAAAUAUGAAUGUGCGGAGUUCCAAAGAAGAUUAA